UUCCCCGCAUCUCGUCAGUAUGAGUUUUUUCUUGUUGAUUGGUGCUCGUGAAAAAAAUGGGUGAAAACUUCCCCAGUAAUUUUCAUGGUGUCUGAGCUCCCAAAUAUCCGCAAAAAGCUCCACAAUUCAUUCUAUGUGAUCUCUACAUUGUGCUGAGUAGGCUGAUGCAUUGAAUAAUUGUGCGGAAAAUGUUUCUAUCCAAGUGAAAAUUUUUGCAAAAGGAAUUUGUUGUGCUGUUAGAAAAAGUUUCGUGGGUGCGGCGAAAGCAAGCGAAAAUAGAAAAUCUCCAGAGGCCCCAAUUGGGUGCCCCAUUGCCUCAACUUUUGUGGAAAAUUGGGCAGAUUUUGAGCAGGAGGUCCGGAAAAAAUCUUGCAGAUAAAUCGAUAGGGAUACACAGCGAAGAUUUCGUCAUUUGCAAGAAAUAUGAAGAUCAAUGCGUCGAAGAUGGCGACACCGAUUGAAGAAAAAGUGGACCAGAAUAUAAAGAUACGGAGUGGAAUGGUGACGGUGAGCGAUGGGAAGAGUAAGCCGGAGCCGAUACGUCUCAAUCUCUCCAUGGAAUUGGUGACACUGCAGCGUCUGGAGGUGCUAACACCAUCAUCGGCAGCUGCUGCAAGCAACGGGGGACCUCCGGCGGAGUCUAAGGAGCGCAUGGUGCAGAUUACAAGGCAGAAAGUGGGAGGCUUGGGGCUCAGCAUCAAGGGUGGUGCUGAGCACAAAUUGCCAAUACUCAUAUCACGCAUUUACAAGGAUCAGGCAGCUGAUGCAACUGGACAGCUGUUUGUGGGUGAUGCUAUUAUCAAGGUCAAUGGAGAGUACAUCACAGCAUGUCCGCAUGAUGAUGCGGUCAAUAUUCUGAGAAAUGCAGGAGACAUUGUUGUACUCACGGUCAAGCAUUAUCGAGCAGCAACGCCUUUUCUUCAGAAACAAUUGUCCAAAGAGACUCCUGACUCGGACAAUGACGCGACGUGUGCUGAAUUGAAGGCUGAUGAAGGUUGGAAGUCAUCAACCAGUAACAGUCGACCUAUAUCUGUGUGUUCAGAGCCAGAAAAAAAGUGGGUGGAUAUUGUUUCAGUACCCCUUAUGAUGGCUUAUGUCACGCGAUACAUUUUUGGGACGGACAAAUUGCGACCAAAUGCCUUUGAGGUGCGUGGCUUAAAUGGGGUUUCCACCGGUGUAAUCCACUGCGAUGAUCUAGCCAUCCUCAGUCAAUGGCUUAAAUAUAUCACGGACAACAUUGUUGGUCUUACACAUCUCCAGAUGAAGCUCUACAAUCGAAAUUUUGCCGUUGGCGAACGAAUUGAGUAUAUGGGAUGGGUGAAUGAGGGUGUCAUCAGCACAAAUCUUUCCUGGCAGAGCUACAAGCCGCGCUUCCUUGUUCUCAAAGGCACUGAAGUUAUGCUCUUCGAUUCACCACCGGUUAAUGUGGCUGGAUUGUCGAAGGCAACUGUCGCCUACAAAGUCUACCAAACGAUGUUUCGUGUCGUGAAGGAGUCAGAAACGGUUGAUUCACGACAGCAUUGCUUCCUACUGCAGAGUUCUGGUCAUGAGCCACGGUAUUUGAGUGUUGAGACCCGUCAGGAGUUGCUUAGGAUUGAAAACAGCUGGAAUACAGCAAUUGUCACCAGUGUCAUUAAAUUGGGUCGGAAAACAUUUGCUGUGUCCCACCAUGGAAAGGGUGGUGGUUUGACGUUGGACUGGCAAAAUGGUUUCAGUCUUGCUGAGGGGGCUGAUGCCACAAUUGUGUGGCAGUAUAAAUUCUCUCAGUUGCGUGGAUCCAGUGAUGAUGGCAAAUCCAAGCUGAAACUCCAUUUUCAGGAUCAUGAAACAAGGGCUAUUGAGACUAAAGAACUGGAAUGCCAAGUGCUACAAAGUUUGCUAUUUUGUAUGCAUGCCUUUUUAACAGCUAAAGUCGCUUCUGUUGAUCCGGCAUUUUUGAGUUCAAUUCAGCAAACGUAAAGAGAAAGACAUGGAUGCGUAAUUUUUAAUGAUUAAUCCUUAUCAGUAGACUGAUUUUGGAUUUAUAGAAAAAGUCCUAAAAGAUCCGACGAGAUAUAAUAGAAAAAAAAAUCGGUGUAGAAUUUUUAGAAGAACACUCGCAAAAGUUCGAUGAAUAAACAAAAAUUUUGAAAAAUGAAAGAAAAAAAAGAAACAAAAUCAAAGAAAUUUCAUUUUCUUGGAGAAGAAAUUUUUGCAGUAAAUCGUCUUAUUUAGAAUUUUGCAGAUUUAUUGACGGUUUCUGAUCGUUUUUUGCGUGAAUUUUUUGGACUGAAUGUUUGUGAUUGAUUGCGUGAGAGAUUAAAUAUCUCUUUUUCUCGAUAAAUUUUAUUCCAAAUAUAUUAAGAUGAAAAAAUAUGAAAAGAAAAUUUAUUUACACUCUAAUGUUACGAUUAGCUUGUUGAGAAAGGACGUUCAGAAAAUUAUUAACUUAAGAAUAUAGUGACAAAAUACGUUAGUUGACAGUGAAAUUAUAUUUCUAAGUUUUAUUGAUAAGUCGUAGAUACUGAAAAAAAAAUUAUUCACUUUUCAAAAAAAAGAAAAGAAAAAUAAAUAACGAAAUGUACAAAAAAGAUGAGAAAAU
Phlebotomus papatasi is the source of this 2581-nucleotide messenger RNA. It is a transcript of the gene Syn2, whose product is annotated as gamma-2-syntrophin. NCBI's taxonomy places the organism in Eukaryota, Metazoa, Arthropoda, Insecta, Diptera, Psychodidae. Gene Ontology annotation, cellular component: dystrophin-associated glycoprotein complex; intracellular anatomical structure. Bases 424 to 1959 code for a protein of 511 amino acids. Gene Ontology annotation, molecular function: protein binding; structural molecule activity. The record is from RefSeq and is a predicted model, not a curated record. The transcript is spliced from 8 exons.